GGGUCAGUGGUUAUAGAUCUACUGGCCAGCACGUGCCGGCGCUGUCACGCUGAUACAAGUUGACGCCACGUGAUCGAUGACGUCAAACAUAGUGCCCAAAAUGGCAGCGCUCUUCGCAGCACGGAGAGUCCUCUGUGGAGCAGUGCGGCCGGGGACACGCUGUCUCUCUCAGCUGGCAGAUCUGCCGGAAGUCCAUCAGAUGCUGAGGCAGACAUGCCGGGACUUUGCCGACCGGGAGCUGGUUCCCAUCGCUGGGAGGCUGGACAAGGAGCACAGAUUCCCAGCCGAGCAGGUGCGAGGUCUGGGGAAGCUGGGGGUAAUGGCUGUGGAGGUGCCGGAGAGCCUGGGGGGCGCCGGCCUGGACUACCUGGCCUAUAGUCUAGCUGUGGAAGAGCUGAGCAGGGGCUGCGCCUCCACGGGGGUCAUCGUCAGCGUCAACAACUCUCUUUACCUGGGUCCUGUGUUGAAGUUUGGCUCAGAAGAGCAGAAGAAAGAGUGGAUUACUCCGUUCACCUCAGGAGAAAAAGUGGGCUGCUUCGCUUUGAGUGAGCCAGGGAAUGGCAGUGACGCAGGUGCGGCCUCCACCACAGCCCGGCUGGAGGGUGACGAGUGGGUCCUGAAUGGCACCAAGGCCUGGAUCACCAACUGCUGGGAUGCCUCUGCCACUGUCGUCUUUGCCACCACCGACAAGAACCUCAAACAUAAGGGCAUCAGCGCUUUCCUGAUACCCAUGCCCCACCCGGGACUGUCUUUGGGCAAGAAGGAGGACAAGCUGGGUAUCCGUGCUUCAUCCACCGCUAACAUCAUUCUGGAGGACUGCCGAAUACCCCGGGCCUGUCUGCUGGGAGAGCCGGGAAUGGGCUUCAAGAUCGCUAUGCAAACCUUGGACAGCGGGCGGAUUGGCAUCGCUGCCCAGGCUCUCGGCAUCGGCCAGGCAGCACUGGACUGCGCCGCGGGCUACGCUCAGAAGAGGACGGCGUUCGGGGCGCCCAUCGCCAAGAUGCAGGCCAUACAGUUCAAGCUGGCCGACAUGGCGCUGGCACUAGAGAGCGCUCGUCUGCUCACCUGGAGGGCGGCCAUCCUUAGAGACGCCAAGAAGCCCUUCUCAAAGGAAGCAGCCAUGGCCAAACUGGCAGCUUCAGAGGCUGCUACCUUCAUCUCCCACCAGGCCAUCCAGGUGCUGGGGGGGAUGGGAUACGUGACAGACAUGCCAGCGGAGAGGCACUACCGUGAUGCUCGCAUCACUGAGAUCUACGAGGGGACGAGCGAGAUCCAAAGGCUGGUCAUAGCCAACCACGUGCUGAAGGAGUACCAAGACUAACAGGGUGGCAGCGGGUGCGUUGGCAUCCCCUGCCAGAAAACCCGGAGUAUUUCACAGUGCCGAUUAACGUUACUUCAGGUUUGAGGGCAGUUGGAAUGACUGAAUAAAGGAAGGACUCACUCAGUUUCCUUCCUUGGAAGACCUGCCAUAUCCACACUUUGUCCCAUUCUGCAUAUAUUUCAUAUUUAUGGGUGUCGACAAGCCUCAGUCAACUGUUGGCUUCAUCUGUUGCCUGAAGAGGACACUAUGCCAAAUGUUAUUGUGCAGGGGGAUGCAAGACAACUCUAUGCCAUUUCCCCGUAAGAUAUGAUUCACAGCCCAGCAUCUCUUGAUUAAGGGUUUUUUGCAUGGCUAUCAAUGAAUGGAACCUUCCAGUAGAUGUUCAAAAGGCUUAAACAUAUGAAAGGUUCGCCUUUCCCCAGGAUACUCGGAUACACAUGUCUCACCUCUUUUGUAAGUUUUACAUCAAUCUUUAAUAUCUGUAUAGGAUUUAACCAUGAUCUCAGUCUUUGAGAAGGUUUGUUAUAUCAUGGCUUGUAUCAUGGGGUAAUUCUGUCAGAUAAUAAAAGGAAAAUUAAUUAAUAAAGUUAAUAAAGUAA
Molecule: messenger RNA, 1920 nt
Organism: Brienomyrus brachyistius
Lineage: Eukaryota; Metazoa; Chordata; Actinopteri; Osteoglossiformes; Mormyridae
Gene: acads
Product: acyl-CoA dehydrogenase short chain
Exons: 10
Coding region: 77-1321 (414 amino acids)
Biological process (GO): fatty acid beta-oxidation using acyl-CoA dehydrogenase; butyrate catabolic process
Cellular component (GO): mitochondrion
Molecular function (GO): flavin adenine dinucleotide binding
Source: RefSeq, a predicted model, not a curated record